Molecule: messenger RNA, 4156 nt
Organism: Coturnix japonica (Japanese quail)
Lineage: Eukaryota; Metazoa; Chordata; Aves; Galliformes; Phasianidae
Gene: SLC46A3
Product: solute carrier family 46 member 3
Biological process (GO): vacuolar transmembrane transport
Cellular component (GO): lysosomal membrane
Molecular function (GO): transmembrane transporter activity
Source: RefSeq, a predicted model, not a curated record
AACACGGCGUGACCUCCGGGGGACGGGGCGGGGAGCGGCCUGGCUGAGCUACGGCACCGCGGGGAGAGGGAAGAGGAGGCGCUGGGGCAAGGCGGAUGGCUGGGUGCUGCUCUCCUUCCUCCUGCAGGUUGGAUGGUGGUUUCCCUUCGUCUGGUCGAUCGUUGUGACGUUUUACUUUCUCUGCUGAAGCGUGUUAAAGGCGAGAUCUAGAAAUGAAGAAGGUUUUGCUCGUGGAGCCGGUUAUUUUUGUCUACAUAUUCGCAAAUUCCCUGACGAGCCCGGUGAUGCAGCAGUUCAUUUACCGAAAGCUGUGGGAAGAGGAGUAUAACUCCACCGCCAUAAGCAGCGACAAUAGCAGCCGCUGUGAGCAAAACAAGAGCAGCCCAACUUAUGUCAUGCAGAAGGGAAUUCAAGAGAAGACUUCUAUUUUUAAUAUGCAGCUGGACUUAACGGGGGCAGUUCCCAGCCUGAUAGUUGCCUUUAUCAUCGUAGCUAAUGGGGAUCACCAGGGACGGAAAAAGUCUUUGGUUUUACCGUCAGUUGGAGCUUUGAUUGCAGAUAUUUUCCUCUCUAUAAUAUCAUACUUCUCCUUGCCAACCUCUGUCCUGUUUUUGGUUACAUUUAUUUCGGGACUGUUUGGGAGUAUGGCAGCUUUCCUUGGAGGAGGCUUUGCUUAUAUAGCAGAUCAGUGUCAUGACGAGAAGCAGAAAACAACACGAAUAGCUGUGGUUGAUUUAAUUUUUGGGGUUGUGUCCGGAUUGGCAGGACUGUCCUCUGGCUACGUUUUAAGAGCAAUGGGCUUUACGUGGACAUUUGUGACAGCAUCUCUACUUCACACUAUUAACAUUAUCUAUAUUGUUUUUCUUCUGGAAGACACAGUGCACUUAUCUGAAUUGCAGCAACAGGCACCGUUAUCUUACAAAGAACGUCUAAAAGAAACGUUUUCUGGAGUGUAUGUGCUUUUUAAAACCGCCCCUUCUAAAAAGAGAAUUCUAAUCAUUGUGCUACUUUUUAUAUUUAUGACUUAUUUAUUUACUAUGUUUGGGGGGAGUUCCCUUUUUACACUGUAUGAACUGGAUGAGCCACUGUGCUGGAAUGAAGUGUACAUUGGGUACGGAUCAGCUGCAUUCACUUCUGUCUCGCUGACCAGUUUUUUGGGAGUUUACUUGUUUUCUAAAUGUCUCAAAGACAUUUACAUUGUAUUUAUUGGGAUAUUUUCUUUCAUUGGAGGAAUUAUCAUGGCUGCCUUUGCCAAAACAACCCUGCUCAUGUUUUUAGUAAGACUGCCAUCUUUGUUCUGCAUUAUGCCAAUUCCUGUUCUCCGAUCCAUGCUGUCAAAAGUGGUCCUCCCCAGUGAGCAGGGUGCCGUGUUUGCUUGUAUUGCCUGCUUAGAAGUUGUGACUGGCACUAUUUCACUUUCAGUCUUUAAUGUUAUCUAUGCAGCUACGGUUGCAUGGUUUUCAGGCUUUAGCUUCCUCUUGUCAGCCAGCCUGUGUCUAAUUCCACUGGGCGUACUGUGCUGGCUUCUGUGCACAAGCUGGAAUGAGGAGGACUUGGCUCUGCUUGUACCUGAAGAAGUAUCCAGCAUAGACAGCGUUGAUAGUUGAACAGAGGAGUCAUCAACUAUUUGGCUUUUCUAAUCUGACGUGCUGUGGCAAAGACCAUUGUGUCAUACUGACACCAUAGAGAUAACUCAAGAGUUGCAGAUGAAAUCACAAACUGGCCGUGCAGCAAUAAGCACUGAAUUGAUAGCACUCUACACCCUGUCUCUUUUUAGCACUUGAAUGAACCUAUAUCUUCUGUACUUAACUAUACAGAUAGACUAGCAAUGGAGAUUUUAAUGCUGUUUUCAGCAUGGGGAAAAAAGUAAGGUAGGCUCGUUGUCUUUUGCCACUUACCUCAUCUCAAAUUUGAAAGUAUGAGCUGUGGCUUAUGAUACAUCUUGUGUCAGUCUAAGUGCAGGGAGGACAGAGAUAAGCUUAUCAGCCCCUUAGCCAGAGGAUGCUGCCAAUGCUAUUGGAGCCAGUAGAGCUCGUGCCAGCUGUGCAUGCAGCCCACUUUGUACAUCAUAAAAGGUCCGUCUUAACUGUGAAGCCCACAGAACUAUCUAAAUUUACUAAAUGAAAAGGUACUUCUUUCAGAAAGCAAUUGAAUGGAAAGCAGUAGUUGUACCUGCUGUAAGACCUCUGCAGCUACCAGAGGAUGCUAGUACAAGUUGAAUGUAUGAUGCCUGUGACUUAGACCUUAAAGUGGAUUUUCAUACAGAGCUGUCAUACUUAGGAAACUUCCAACCUGUGGAGUGUGAAGUUAGGCCCAAAUUUUGCACAUUUAUCUUUAAAUUAUAAAUAUUUUACCGUUUUUUCGUAUCUGAGAGACUACACAAAGACACCUCUGUGUUUUGUCCCAUGGAUGUUUCUUGUUUUCCGGUUAAGCUGGUGGCACUGAACUUACUUUAUAUUUCCAAUGAAAGGCUGUAACAGAGGUUUAGUGGAUCUUCAAAUAUGUUUUCUAUUAAUUCUGAAAUGAGGUGGCCAAAUCCAAACUAUGCAUCUAAGCAUCUUACAAUGAAUGCAGCAUAAUUUACUUGCACUGGAAUAACAUUUCUAAUCUUCAAAGCACUUUAUAAAUGCUGCUGGGAACCUCCCUCUACAAUAGAAAUGAUCCUCCCUGUUUGAGAGAGACAGAAAUCAAUGGGAAGGAGAAGUGACUUGGCCUGGGCCACAGUGCAAAUCAUUGGGAGUUCUAAACCUAGAAAUCAGUUUUUGUGUUGAUUCUCCUGGCUUUGGGAUUUUUUUUGCUUGAGAUCUAUAGGCAAAAACUAUCCGAAGUAUUAGCUUUUGGAAUGCAUAGCAUAGCAAAAGUGGACACUCUGCCACAAAGUAUUGGUACAUCGUGGCAAUGCUAUUAUGGAUCCUUUUUGUUAGAUAGGCAGUGUUGGUUUCACAAUGUGAGUCUUGACCACUGAGAAGGGUCAAAUAAGGUAGAGUGGAGUUGGCACUGUCUGAGAGUUCAUAGAAUCACACAACCAAGGAAUGGUUUGAGUUGCAAGGGAGCUUACAGCCCACUCAGCCCCAGCCCCUGCCAUGCACAGGGAUGCCUCCCAGCAGCUCAGGGCACCCAGGACCCCAUCCAGCCUGGCCUUGAGUGCCUGCAGGGAUGGGGCACCCACAGGUCUCUGCGUAACUGUGCCAGUGCCUCACAAUUCUGAGAGAAAAGAUCACUGCUACCUGUCACUGGGGAAAACAGUUAUGUUUCUCCAAGAGAGCUAACUAACUAAUAUGGAUAGCUAUUUUGCUUCAGUCCUCAUGAACCAAGACUUAUCCCUGGCUGUGUUUAAGAGCCGUUUGGAUGUGGUGCUCAGGGAUAUGAUUUAGCAGAGGCUUGUUAGAGUUAGGGUACUGCUUAGGCUGCGGUUGUACUUGAUGAUCUUCAAGGUCUUUUCCAACCUGGGUAAUUCUAUGAUUCUAUGAUUAUGUUGUCAAUUAAAGGUCAUUAGCUUUUCCUAGCUAGUUUAUACACUAGCCAGUAAAUAAAACUGUGUCACUCCUCCCCCCUGAGGUGCCCAAAUUGCUGCCAACUUGUAAGAGAAGCAAGAUGAGUUUUACAGUAAUCACGGGGUGCAAAACUUAGCAAGUACUUGUAGAGACAUUAAGGAUACACUGAUGUAAUAAGUUUCAGCACAAAGACUACGUUGUUGUCAUCCUUUCCUCUUCACUAUGCAGUUUUCUAAGUAAGCAUUUGCAAAAUGAACUGUUUCACACAAAACUGCCUGGCAAUGGGAAAAAAACAGGGGUGUAUGCCUUCACUUCUUCAGUGCAGGUAGCACACUGCAGGUAGCAAAGCAGUUCUGCAGCUACGCCCUGCUGGGAAUGAGAAGGUGCACGUGGCACUUUAGGAAUGGCUUUGGUAAGGUUUGAUUUUGCCAUAUCAAGUAUUUGCUGUUUGCAAAAUCUUUCAGGUAGACACAGUGUGUGGGAUUGGCUGUUUCAGCCACAACACAUGAAGGGCAUGAUUUGUGUUUUUCAAGUGCCUACAAUUAAGAAUGUUGAGGAAACAAGGUACUAAUGUGCUUUAUAUGCGAGUUUGUAGCAGAUGAUUUGUUUCUAUGUAAAUACAGAUUAUUUUAACAGAAAUUAAUAGUGAAAUUUGGUCUAAA